Molecule: messenger RNA, 4611 nt
Organism: Zophobas morio
Lineage: Eukaryota; Metazoa; Arthropoda; Insecta; Coleoptera; Tenebrionidae
Product: tetratricopeptide repeat protein 21B-like
Exons: 6
Coding region: 514-4470 (1318 amino acids)
Biological process (GO): protein localization to cilium; intraciliary retrograde transport
Cellular component (GO): intraciliary transport particle A
Molecular function (GO): protein binding
Source: RefSeq, a predicted model, not a curated record
UGACCAUUGUGACGUUUCAUCGAUUUGACAGCUGUCAAACGUGUCUUUGACGACAUUAACAAGUUUUUGCGUUUGUAAUUUUAGUUGAGGCUUAUUUUCGCAUUCUUUAACGUUGUUUUCUUCUGGCACGAUGGCUGCUUCUGCUCGUAUGAUGUCUAACAUUAAAAGGCUUCUACAAGCCGGAAAAAUCCGUGAUGAUACUCACAAUGGCAUACUUUCUAUAAGUUUUAAUUCGCACGUAGCUGAAGUGGAGUACGAGCGACGAGGCAACGUGUAUGAUUUAACACACACGAGUAUACCUGAUGAACUGCAGGGUCAUGGUUUAGGCACUAUUUUGGCAGAGAGAAUUUUUGACCACCUCAUCCAAAACAACCGGAAAAUUAAGCUAACCUGCGAGUUUUUGGAGCAGUUUUACGCCAAAAACGAGGACAAGUACAGCCGAUAUGUAGUUAAUGAUACUGAUUAAUCAGCACAAAUAAAAACUUACCAAACCCUUCACUAUUUUUUUCGACGAUGGAGGAGGACGAGCUCGAUUUCGCUUCAAAAAUAUUUUUUUAUUUUCGCGAGAGGUACUACAACUCGAUGAUCGGGGCCUGCAAAGAAGCCGUCACGAAAUUUAGGAGUGAAGGCCCCUUUCGUCUGUACCACGCACUCGCACUUCUGUUAAACAACCGUCUGGAGGAGUGCAUCAACGAACUCGACACCAUUAAAGACGAAAACAACGUCAAACUCGCCGCGAUUAUAGCCCUCAUGUACGCGCAUAAAAUCAUGGGGGUGUCCAACAAAGACUUGUUUCAUAAGUUGGACUCGCAAGUCCGCGAACUGCGCAAAAACUCAGAAGCGAUUGACUUCUGCUACUCGGGGUUCGUUCUUUGGGUUUUAAACAAACCGGAGAAGGCGCUGGAUUAUUUGGACAAGUCUUUGAACAUCCAGUCGGACUUGGCGGAAGCGCUGACUCUAAAAGGGUGGAUUUUGGUACAACUGAAGAAAUCCGGGCACAAGGUGGGUCAAAACAUCACAGAGGUGUUUGACGCGUCGCUUAAGAACAACAAGCGGAAUUUGGACGCCAUUUUGGGGGUGGCUGAAAGCCACCUGUGUCAGAAUAAGUUUGAAGAAGCUUUAGACGCGGUUAACAAAGCGGUCGUGCGAUUCCCGAAUUCGCCUCUCCCGUUGAUCCAGAAAAUGCGAAUCCAGUUUGCCUCGCAAGACUGGGAACAAACCGUGGAAACUAUGAACCGCAUCACCAACGACGAUAUCGAAAACCUGGACGCCCAAAAAAUCAACAUCUUGAUGCUCCUGUGCCGGGACGCCAACUACGAAGAAGCCGCCUCCUGCACUAAAAAGUUCGUCGCAGAUAUGGAGUCCCAGGAGCACAAAAACGGCAAAAUACUCCUCGAGAACGCGCAACUAUUUUCCAAAAACUGCAGCCGAAACGGCGAAGUCCUAAAAGAGACGUACAAGAUGGUGGAAAAGGCACUCCAUAUUAACUCGGAAGACGUAGAUUUUAUAGCUGAAUUGGGUCGCCAGUGUCUUCUAACCGGGCGAAUCAAAGAAGCCCAGAAGUACUACAAAACGGCCACUAAAAUCAACGACGCGUCACUAAAGGCACUCAUGGGUUUGACGUUAUGCGAACUGAGCGAAAAUGGGAAGUCCGACCAAAUCAAGAAACAAGUGGACUUCUUACUCGAGCUUGAGGAAGCCCAAAACUCGCCACAAUUGUAUUUAAUCCGAGCCAAAAUUAACGAGAAGUCCGACGAAGCGCUAAUUUUUCUCAAAAAGGCGUGCGAUCUUCAGUUGAACCUGGUCAAAAACCAGUACUACUCCGAUCUGUACUUGCAAAGUUUGGACUCCGAUUUUAUGCUAGAGGUGGUGAAAGAGUACUUGCAGUACGUGUCGUACAGCACCGACUUGACGAAAAGUGGGGUCCGAGUUAGUUCAACUGCGGCCACCACAGCCCAAAACGUGCUCAAAGUCGUCACUAAAGCAUGUCCUGGGUUAUACGAAGCGUCGUACUUGUUAGCAAAGUUGCAGUACUUGAGUGGGGAAAGUACUAACGCUAUGAAUAGUCUCGAACAAAUCCUGAGUAAGAUCGACGACGAAACGUCGAGCGAUGCGCAUUUGUUGAUGGCGCAAAUCCAGGUACAAAACGGGUACUACGAAAGGGCAGCCCAAAGUCUAGAGGUGGGUUUAAGUUACAACUUCAAAGUACGAGAGAACCCGAUGUACCACUACAUUCGUGGAUUGGUCGACAAACACGGGAAUAAUCUGCAAGACACUAUUAAGAGUCUUACUACAGCACUUUCCCUGGUUAAUAUUAACCCAACUAAGUACGACCAAACCGACCUGACUCUAAUCGAGAAGGCGUCAAUCUACAUCGAGCUUAUCGAAGCACAUAACAUGAUAGGUCAGAAUGACGAAGCUUCAAAGCUUCUAGAAACCGCAGUCGAGGAGUUUCAAGGUACUCCUGAAGAAGCCCGAAUCUUGAUUCUAAGUGCAGACCAUGCUGUUCAGCGAAAGAACGUUCAAGGGGCCAUUGAUCUCUUAAACAAGGUACAACCAACUGAGUCGUACUACCUUCAAGCUAGGACUAAGCUGGCUGAUAUUUUGUUGAAGUACCGACUUGAUUCGUAUGCGUACCUGCAGUGCUACCAAGAUAUGGUGGAUGAGAAUCCGGGACCCGAAAGCUACGUUCUUCUAGGGGAUGCUUAUAUGGCGAUUCUAGAACCAGAUGAGGCUUUAGAUUGUUACAAUCAAGCUUUGCAGCAGAAUCAGAACGACCCGUACUUGACGUCGAAGAUGGGAAAGGCGCUAGUGGAGACGCACUACUUUGCUAAAGCUAUAGCGUUUUACAAAGAAUCAAUUAAAAACACCCAGAACCCUGAUUUAAAGUUACAACUAGCGGAUCUCUAUAUCCAGAUGAAGGAGUACGAUAAAGCCGACUUGUUACUGAUGAACGAGAUUGAAGCUGAGAGUGCGAAGACUUUGGAGGAUUUGACGUAUUUGCAGCACCGUACUAGGUUGUUGAUGCUUUUGGCCCAAGCUAGAGAGAAGUCGGGGAAUUUAUCCGGGGCUUUGUCUGUCUUGAGGGACGCUAAAGACAACCAGAACCGGGUCAGGAAGAGGUUAUCGGUGGAGCAAACAAAUGUUCCAGACGAAGAGAUCAAGUUAUUGGUGGAUAUAGGGGUAAAGCUUGCCGAGAUUGCCUCGACUUUGAAAAAUCACGACCAAGCGGUUCAGUUUUACAAAGAUACGCUUGAAAUAUCUCCGAAUAACACCGAAAUACUGACCGCUUUAGCCAAAUUGUACAUGCAGAUGAACAUUUUGGAGCCUUGUCAACAAAUUUGUACCAAUAUUCUCGCUAUAGAGGCAGAGAAUGAACACGCGUCUGUCAUGAUGGCCGACAUUGCCUUUAGAAAGAUCGACUUCGACAUGGCUUUGUUCCACUUCACCCAACUCAUCACCAAACAACCCACCAACUGGGCCGCUUUGGUCCGGCUCGUCGAAAUCAUGCGUCGGACCGGCAACCUGAACGACUUCCCUGAGUACCUCGCGAGUGCGGAAAAAGCCACCGCGAACCCUGUUAAAGACCAAGGGUACCUUUAUUCCACCGCGCUCUACCAGUGGUACUCGGGGAACUUGAACGGUGCCUUGAGGAAUUUUAACCUAGCCCGACAGGACCCUGAAUGGGGGCAACAAGCCCUCUGCAACAUGAUCGAGAUUUGUCUGAACCCCGACGACGAGAUGCUCGGCGACCAGUUCAUGGACAGCGAAGACAUAGAGUACCGGGAUUCGCGCUCCAUGGCGCUAAAAACGGCCGAUCGUCUUCUGAAAGAACUCAAGAAUCGGUUGGAGGCCAACGGCGAAGACACACUAAAGUACAAGUUGUUGGCGAACUUCCGCUUGCUAGCGACUCAAGAGAAGGCCAACAUCGAGCGCGGGCUCGAGGAGUUUAUCACUAUGGCGUCGCAGAACAUGUACAAGGACCAUGUGGGUCCGAUUUUGGGGAUGUCGACGGCGUAUACGUUGUUGAAGCAGAGUCAGCGGGCGAAGAAUCAGUUGAAGAGGGUGGCCAAGGCGACGUGGACGUUCGAAGACGCAGAGUACCUGGAGAGGUGCUGGUUGCUGCUGGCUGACUACUAUAUCCAGUCGAGUAAGCUGGAUGUGGCGUCGGAUUUGCUGGGCAAGGUGGUGCAGCACAACAAGGCUUGUAGUAAAGCGUACGAGUAUUUGGGGUUCAUUUCGGAGAAGGAGCAGCGGUAUAAGGAUGCGGUGGGGAAUUAUGAGAAUGCGUGGCGGUUCGGGGGGAAGACGAAUCCCGGGAUUGGGUACAAGUUGGCGUAUAGUUUGAUGAAGUGCAAGAAUUAUGCGGAUGCUAUUGAUGUGGGGCAGCAGGUGCUCAAGCUCAGUCCGGAGUAUCCCAAGAUCAAGAAGGAUGUUUUGGAUAAGUGUAUGAAUAAUUUGAGGAUUUGAGGCACGCACUGACACACGUGGUUUGAUUGGAGAUUUAUUGGAUGCACUGGUCGUAUAUACGUGUUGUCAGUGAUCCCUAGGGAUUCAGUAGCUUUAAAUUAACUAAAAUUAUAAAAUAAAGAUUACAUUCCAUGCACAAAA